AUGUAUCAACGAAGAAUUCUACUUGUGGCCACUUCGACCACUCUAAUAAAUUCAAAACAUACGUCUCGUCAUCAUAGUUCUACAUUCCUUCAAUCAAAAUUUCGGAUUCGAAAUUAUUUGAACAAUCAUAGAUCAUGUUCGUUUAAAUACACUUGCCACAAGCGUAAUAUUUCAACAAUUUACGAUCUUAAGAACAUAUCUAAAACUUUUGUUUAUCAAUCUUCGAAUCCUUCCUCGCAGUUCAGCGAGCCACCUUCAAAUUUCGAUCAUUCUACGUCUCAAUUAUCCUCCGCCCUUCCUAAUGAUAAUCAAAACCAAAACAAUGAUUUUUAUAAACCUUCUUUAGUGAUCAUUAUUGGUUGGUGGAAUUGUAAAUUGAACAAUUUACGUAAAUAUAUUUCUUUAUACACCGACAAAUUUCAUGUGGAUACUUUGUCUCAUAUACCACCAUUUUAUCAUCUUUUUCUUCCUUGGGUCGUCCCUGAUGCUGUUACCCACCUCGCCAAAGAAUUAAUUGGUGUUUGGAUUGAACGUGGUAGACCCGAUAAUAUUGGCUUCCAUGUUUUUAGUGAUAAUGGUACUUACCACUAUGCUAUGCUAUGUGAGGCUGUUAGAAAUUUAGCCAAUGUUAAUUCUAACACGCUUUUCUCCAAAAAAAAUACACCCGCUAUAUCAAGUACUGAUGCCGAGUUGUUUUUAGAUUCUAUAAAAUCUUGUGUUAUAGAUUCUGCACCUUCUCCGAUUGAUGAAAAAUAUGUUGCAUUAGGCAUUAUGGGUGGCUUCUUAAAUAAAACUUCUUCGCUAAUUACUGCCUCUGAUCCCUUGCAUAAAAAUGAUGUUAUCCAACUAACGGAACCACCGACUAUUUUAAUCAAUUUCUUGUCAAUAUUUUUUACUCUGCCAAUCGUAAAAAAAUACCAAACAUUCGCACAUAAAGCUCUGAACAACAUUCCUGGCGGGGCAUUUGAUGGUAGAAAUGUUAAUUAUUUAUUUUUAUAUGGUCCUGGUGACCAAAUUGUUCCUGAGGAAGUCGUUAUCAAAUUUAUAAAUAGAUUAAAAAAUAGAAAUGGUAUCUACAUUGGUGAAAAAUCUGGUAAUUUAAAAAUUGUUGAAAAAAGAUUUUAUCCAGAUAGUAAGCAUGUACAACAUUUCUUGAAAUAUCCCGAUGAAUACAUUAAUGCUUUAAAAUUAUUUUAUGGAAUAAACAAAUAA
Molecule: messenger RNA, 1212 nt
Organism: Cetraspora pellucida
Lineage: Eukaryota; Fungi; Glomeromycota; Glomeromycetes; Diversisporales; Gigasporaceae
Source: the annotation of a GenBank genome assembly